AGCAACCUAAAAUCUGGUAUUAAUAAAUCCCAAUUACCCAUAUCAUAUCUUAAACUUUAAUCUUCUUCCUUUUUUAUUUUUUUAACCAAAAUCACAGUACAUAUCUUAAACUUUAAUCUAAAAACACUUCAGCGUUUUAAAAGUAAUUCAACCCAGCGUAAGCUGUCGGCUGUUGUUUGAUUUUCCUUCAAUUUUACCCACCUUAACCGACGACAAGAAUAACCCCCUAAACCAAACCUUUUCUUUUCUAUUAUAUAAUCUUCCACCUAACGGAAAUCCAAGAUCAGAUCACACCCCUUCCCCUAUUAAGCUCCAAUUUCUCGAUUUAAAAUCUUCUAUUCAAAUCCAUUAACCCACAGAAGCUCAGAUUGUUGAACUUAUUUUGGCCACCAGUGAAUUGGAUUGGGAAGCUCACUGCUGAUUUCAAUCACUUCUAAGAUGUGUUUAUCAGAUUUUAAUAGUGUAAGUUUAGAGUUGUAAAAGGUUCAUUAGAAUUAGUCUGGUGAAGAUAACUGGUAGAUAUAGUUCUACGUUAGACAACUGAGCUGAUUUACUUGGUUGUCGAUGGGAGAUAGAUGGCUUUGAUUGUAGAGGAGAAAGGAGAUGGUAGAGAGUGAUUUGAUUAUAGACUAGGUUGAGGAGAGUGCAAUUGACAACUUUCGGAGGGCGCCUUCCUUCUCGGGCUGGUGUGAUGAUAAUGGCAUCCUCCAUUCAGCUCAAUUAGGGAAUGUUCGUACGCUCACUGAUGAAUUUGACUUUGAACUGCCACUGGUUAAUCAAAACGGUGUAGGAAAUGGAUCUGUAGGCGAGGAUACACAAAAUUAUAAGCAGAGGAUGAAGGGUGGUGAUGAUUUGGCUGUUGCAUCUACUGGGAAUGGAAAAGAUAGAUAUGUUCCAUUUGACGUAGAGAACGGUUCUAGAAGUGAUCCAACGUAUUCAAGUGCUGGCGGGGAAGGCUCCACUUAUACAGACCCCCAUGGUCCAUCACGAGCAAUUUCAAAGAAUGUUGUUUCUGUUGCUGAUGUGCUGAAGACGUUGGUCUUAAUACUUGUAUGGUACACAUUCAGUACGUUUUUGACAUUGUACAAUAAAACUCUUCUAGGGGAUCAUCUUGGGAAAUUCCCUGCUCCUUUGCUGAUGAAUACCUUCCAUUUUGCAAUGCAAGCCAUUUUGUCCAAAUUCAUUACCUGGUUCUGCUCCCGAAAAUUUCAACCCACUGUAAUGAUGAGUUGGAAAGAUUAUUUUUUGAGAGUUGUACCCACAGCUCUCAGUACGGCAAUGGAUGUCAACCUCAGCAAUGCAUCCCUUGUUUUCAUAUCAGUCACAUUUGCUACUAUGUGUAAAUCUGCAGCACCGAUCUUUCUCCUACUGUUCGCUUUUGCUUUCAG
This is a messenger RNA of Nicotiana tabacum (common tobacco), 1388 nucleotides long. The record is from RefSeq and is a predicted model, not a curated record. Lineage: Eukaryota; Viridiplantae; Streptophyta; Magnoliopsida; Solanales; Solanaceae.